UACUGAUCGUGGUCAGACAUCAUCGCUCUAGUAUAGCAUGUUGCUGGCGAUUUGAUCAUCUCUUCACUCUGAACCACGACCAUCUCAUCGAUUCCAACCUUCCAUCUGUUGUGUAACAUGAUGGCCAAGGUUCCCAAAGCCGCUCAAGGCAGAAACAUACCCACGGUUUCCAUUCCCGAGAGGAGCAAGGCCUCGCCAUCAGAGACCCCGUCAUCGAACAGCCCCAUCACUCCCAUAACGCCCAAGACGCCUGCCGAUGAAGGCAUAGAAUUCUUCCAAGCUGACGUUGUUCCUGGAGAAUCGCCUAUACAAGUAUAUGAGCUGCGACUUGAUGUGGAUGGUGGUCCCCACAAGGAUAGCUCGUACAUCCGUCUUCCUCCAGCCUAUGCCCCGUACAUUUUACGCGUCUCCAUGAACGCCGGCACCCCCGCUGCAAGGAACGGCGUGUUCAAGACCAAUUUUCCUCUAGACGGCGGCCAAUUUGGUCGCGACCAUUUUUGCGAGCGGAGGCUUCCCUCGGACUUUUCAAAACCUAUCCAGGUCGAUUUACCUAUAUCUCAUGCCGGGGCAUUCGUCUUCUGGGUAGAGUACGAUGGCGAGAGUCACGGAGAGCGUAUAAAAGGCAGAGAUGGCUAUUUCAACAUCGAUCCGGUCUUGCGCAUCAAAUCACGCUCGCCUAUUCUCGCCUCUGACCUCUCACCUUUACCUGCCGGUUCGGGGGCUACUGUCCAAAAGGAAACAAUCAACUUGCCUCUAGGCGGAUUGUCCAUUCUUACUGUCGUAUCCAAAUGGAUGGGCCCCUUAUCUGAGUGGCCAAAGCAUUUCCAGGAGGCCCAAGAGCGAGGAUACACGAUGUUGCAUUAUACGCCUUUGCAGGAACGAGGUGAAAGCGAUAGUCCUUAUUCGAUUCGUGAACAGCUCAAGUAUGACUCUGCUACCUUCGGUGGAAAACGUGGUGCCGAUGGUGGCAAGUCGCAGGUGGAAACUAUUUUGAACAUUGCUCGAGAGCAGCAUGGCCUCUUGAGUUUGACGGAUGUGGUGUUGAAUCAUACUGCCAACGACAGUCCUUGGUUAGUUGAUCAUCCCGAAGCAGGAUUCAGCCCAGCAAACUCACCUCACUUGACGCCUGCUUUGGAACUUGAUACUGCCAUGAUUAGAUUUUCUGGCGCUUUGCAGUCGAAAGGUCUUCCUACUCGGGUCAAGUCCGCUCAAGAUGUGGCAACUCUCAUGAAAGAAUUCGAAGACGUCGUCAGAAACCUGGACUUCUGGCAGUACUAUGUUCUUGACGCGAAACGCGAGCGGGAUUCCGUCAAGUCAGCUUUCGACUCCCAACAAAUCAUUGCAUGGUCUGGAACGGAUGUUGAAGGGAAAUCAAUCGUUGCACUCGCGGAGAUUCUUCGUUCUGAGAACAAGAUUAUCGGUUUGGGAAAACUGGCUUCGCGAUUUGGUGUUCACGUCGAACCCGCAGUCGCCGCCGGUUUCGUGAAGGCGGCGUUUCGCGAUAUUCAUGAUAUCAGCACUCUUGCUGAUGCUUGGGUUCGUAUUGUAGACGUGAUUAAUGUACCCUUGUAUGAGGAGUGGGAGGAUGAUACCCGGAUUGCUGUCUCCGGUGUCAAAAACCGACUUGAGUACACGCGUUUGGAUGAGCAUGGACCGCGAUUGGGCGAGAUCUCCGAAUCGUCGCCGCUUGUUGAACCUUAUUUUACUCGUCUCGCCAAGUCAGACACAGAUCCUCACAUGUACUCUUUGGCCAACAAUGGCUGGAUAUGGGCCGCAGAUCCUUUACAAAACUUUGCCCUUCCUCCCUCUAAGGCAUAUCUCCGACGGGAAGUCAUCGUCUGGGGUGAUUGUGUCAAACUACGCUAUGGUAACGGGCCAGACAAUAAUCCAUGGCUUUGGUCUCACAUGACUGAAUACGUUACUUCUUUGGCGACGACUUUCGACGGUUUCCGAAUUGAUAACUGCCAUUCUACUCCUCUUCACGUCGGUGUUUGGAUGUUGGAUGCGGCCCGUGUCGUCAAUCCGAAUCUCUACGUCUGCGCAGAGCUUUUCACUGGCAACGAGGAGAUGGACAUCUUAUUUGUGAAACGUUUGGGUAUCAACAGCCUCAUCAGAGAGAGCGGGAAUGGUUGGGACCCAAAGGAGUAUUCUAGAUUGCUAUAUAGACAUGGCGUCGGAAAACCAGUGGGUUCCAUGGAUGACGCGUGUCUGACAAGUUUGGAAGAGAUUGCAUCGCCAACCGGCAAAGGACCGGUUCGAAAGGCUGUUGUGAGACUUUUGAAUGGUUCUAUGCCGCACGCCUUGCUGUAUGACCUUACGCACGAUAAUGAGUCGCCCAUGGACAAGCGCUCUGCAGAAGACGCUUUGUCUACUGGAGCUCUUUCCACGUUUAGCUAUUCAGCAAUAGGAUCCGUCAAAGGAUUUGAUGACCUAUAUCCGAAGUUACUCAACCUGGUUGGAGAGGAGAGGAAGUAUGAGAUCACCGGGCUUGGAGAAAGCAGCGGUAUCGCCAAAGUCAAGCGCGUUCUCAACUCUCUUCAUCUUGAAAUGGUCCUGGGGGGUUACGAGGAAGGACAUGUGCAUCAGGAAGGAGAUUACAUCGUUUUCUCCCGUGUCCAACCUGGAACUCAGAAAGGAUUUCUACUUGUCGCUCACACCGCUUUCCAUAAAGGUUCAAAGGAUCGAGGCUGUAUAUCACCUAUCAAACUGCGAAGAAUGAAAGCCGACUUCGUUUUGGGUGCUAGUCUCGAUAUUCACACGUAUGCAAUUCCUAGCGAUCCGACGACCCUCAAAGGCUUACCUGCAAAGAUUGUUGAGAUGCCUUCUCUCCAUGUUUCCGAAGGCCAUGACCAUGAAGGCCCAUAUUCAGAGGUCAUCAUUCCUGAAUACUUCCCUCCAGGAAGCAUCAUGUUGUUCAAGACGUAUCUGGAAGAGCACGAUGCGUCCUUGGACGUAUUUUGCGCCUCUGGUGCGCAGGAAGUGUUUGGCGCACUUGAUCUCGUUGAAUUGAACAUUGUCUUGCACCGUGCGGAUGGAGAAGAACGCGACGUGACUGCCGGAGAGUUUGGUGCAUACGAGGUACCAGGGCUGGGAAAGGCGGUCUAUUGUGGUCUCGAAGGCUGGAUGCAUCCCCUAAGGCAUAUUAUGCGAUAUAACGAUCUCGGUCACCCUCUAUGCGGCCAUUUGAGAGAUGGGCCAUGGGCUUUGGAUUAUGUCCAUGCUCGUCUGUUCAAACAAGCUGACAAAAUGCCUAAAAUCAAACGAGUAGCUGAAUGGUUCCGUGAAAGGUUCGAACGUGUCAAGGCUACUGUCCCUCCUUUCUUGCGCCCGAAGUAUUUUGCGCUCGUCAUUUCGGAGGCGUACAAAGCUGCAAGGCGGUCUGUGGUUGAACAAUGCUCGGAAUUCAUUUCUAACGGACAUGAUUUUACCCAAGACCUGGCUUUAUGUGCAGUUCAGAUGUACGGCAUCGUACAGUCCGCGUCUCUUGAUCCUAGUGUUGUGACGCCGUCAUUGGCGGCAGGCCUUCCUCAUUUUGCAGCUGGGUGGGCGAGAUGUUGGGGUCGUGACGUUUUUAUAUCUCUUCGAGGUUUGUUCCUGACGACUGGAAACUAUGUUGCUGCCAAAAAACAUAUUCUGGCAUUCGCCUCAACAUUAAAACACGGUUUGAUACCAAAUCUUUUAGAUUCGGUUCGCAGUCCUAGGUACAACUCUCGAGAUUCACCGUGGUGGAUGCUUCAAAGCAUACAAGAUUAUGUUCACAGCGCUCCAGAUGGACUGUCCCUUCUUUUUGAAAAAGUGAAGCGUCGGUUCCCGAAGGACGACACCUGGGUGCCUUGGGACGAUACGCAUGCAUAUGCUUACUCGACUACGAUUGCUGAGAUCAUACAAGAAAUUCUUCAGCGGCACUCGGAUGGCAUUCACUUCAGAGAGUACAAUGCAGGUCCUAACCUCGACAUGCAAAUGAGGGACGAAGGAUUCAAUAUCGACAUUAAGGUUGAUUGGGGUACAGGAAUAAUCUUUGGGGGAAAUCGAUACAACUGCGGGACAUGGAUGGAUAAGAUGGGCGAAUCCGUCAGGGCUGGAACGAAAGGCAUUCCAGGGACUCCCAGAGACGGUGCACCUGUCGAAAUUACCGGGCUGCUAAAGAGCGCACUUCGUUGGGUAGAUCAUCUAUCUCAAGCGGGUCAAUUCCCCUUCAAAGGCGUUCAUGCAACUAUCGAUGGCAAGGAGCAUCUCAUCACGUACAAGCAAUGGUCAAAUCUCAUUCAGUCUUCGUUCGAAAAGUGCUAUUACGUCCCUCUCGAUCCAUCCGCUGAUACCAAGUACAACGUCACGUCAAACUUAGUGAACCGACGAGGUAUAUACAAGGACGUGUACGGAUCUGGAGUCGGCAGAGAGUGGUCUGACUACCAAAUGAGGCCCAACUUUCCCAUUGCUAUGGCGGUUGCCCCUGAGUUAUUCAACCCUCAGCAUGCUCUAGACGCGCUAAAAAUCGCCGAAGAAGUUCUUCGGGCUCCGCUCGGGAUGAAAACUUUGGAUCCGAAAGACCUUCAAUACCGUCCAGUAUACGACAACUCCAAUGAUUCGAACGACGCAUCCAUCGCAAAAGGACUGAACUAUCACAAUGGUCCUGAAUGGGGAUGGCCUUUGGGCUUCUUUUUGAGGGCGUAUCUUAAUUUCGACAGCCGUGUCGGAGAGGGUAAAACGGACAUUAAGCGUACUCUUCACCAUCUGCAUCAAAUUCUGCUGACGCAGCGUCAACACAUCCGCAGUGAUCCUUGGGCGGGGAUACCCGAACUGACGAACGAGAACGGGCAACACUGCUCGGACUCUUGCAAUACCCAAGCGUGGAGCGCAAGCACUCUCCUGGACUUUUUAGAGGAGGUGCAUAAGCUGGGGGCAAAGUAGAUGGGAGGAUUCAAACGGACUUUAUAGAGUACGACAAGUUAGGACAAACGAGGGGACAAACGGAAGUAGUUAGUAACGGAUAAUCGGACC
Molecule: messenger RNA, 4998 nt
Organism: Guyanagaster necrorhizus
Lineage: Eukaryota; Fungi; Basidiomycota; Agaricomycetes; Agaricales; Physalacriaceae
Product: glycoside hydrolase family 13 protein
Exons: 14
Coding region: 118-4908 (1596 amino acids)
Biological process (GO): glycogen catabolic process
Molecular function (GO): amylo-alpha-1,6-glucosidase activity; 4-alpha-glucanotransferase activity
Source: RefSeq, a predicted model, not a curated record